AUUUGAGGAUCCUAAAAUACAUCAGUCAAACGGGAAGCGAUCUGAAACCCUAAUAACCAAACCUUUGAGACCCCAAAGCAGAUUACGAUGAAUCCUUUAGACCCAAGUGAUGAGUUGUACUUUCAGAUUUCACCUGAUGAUAAUUUUUAUUCCCUGCCAAUAAUCCAAACAGCCCCAGAAAAUCAGAUCUUGCAUGAUCCUGUGAUAGAUGGCAGUGGUCUGACUCAGUGUACAAGUCAAAUGGGAAUUAAGGACAAGCAGAGAGAAAAAUUACCUGCUUGGGGAAGAGAAGAUUAUAAGAUCACCACCACAGAUGAAAACAAGAAGUGGAUGCACAGAGAGACUGAGAAACAAAGAAGGCAAGAAAUGACACGGCUUUGCACCACCUUUAGAUCUCUCCUGCCUCUUCAAUAUAUUAAGGGAAAGCGCUCAAUUUCUGAUCACAUGCAUGAGGGUACAAAUUACAUCAAGUACCUUCAAAAUAAGGUGAAACAGUUGCAAGCCAAGAGGGAUGAGGUUGUGAAGUUGUCUAAAUUGUGUCGUGUUGGUUCUGAGAGUGAAAGCUUAACUAGCCAUCUUCCAAUAUGUGUCGUUGUUCAUCCUUGUGCUGAAGGUGUUCAGAUUAAGUGUAGUUAUAGCUUCAGGAAAUAUGUGUGUCCUUUGUCAAGAGUGCUAAGCGUAGUUCUUAAAGAAGGGCUUGAUGUGGUCAACUGUACUUCCACCAAAACAGAUGAUGACAGGUUCAUACACACUGUCCGGUCAGAGGUUCCGCAUGGAUCUAAUUACACUGAACUGCAAAGAAAGCUUAUCCAAGCAAUAUCAUCCUCAAGUUUGGAGAGACUGUCUGGAAAACUGCUGAUAUCAUGAGAAAGGUGUGUUGUGUGGUGAAGUUUCUGAUCUCAUAGACAAUUAACAUCAACUCAGUCAUUUGUACAUUUUAGUGUACCACUACUUGCUAUAUCUGCCGUGUAGAAUCCAGUUGAAACAAAAGUUCGCAAUGGUCAUGCAGCAUUCCAUGAGAUUAAUCUCUUUUUUGUGGAAGUUAGAACCAUGAAUGUCAUGCAUAAAAUUUUUAGUUGAAUGUUUUCCAAUCACUUUUGAUAAGCAAUGUUUUGCAUUAAUUCUCCCUCGCUUACAAUGUUUCGUAAUCAUUUUUGAUAAGCAAUGUUUGGUGGAGGAGUGUUAUUAAUUAAUCACUCACUCGCCGGUAAUACACUUCUUUUAUCGCACCUUUCCACUAUUAGUUAAAUU
Cajanus cajan (pigeon pea) is the source of this 1251-nucleotide messenger RNA. Its product is annotated as transcription factor bHLH36. Gene Ontology annotation, molecular function: DNA-binding transcription factor activity, RNA polymerase II-specific; RNA polymerase II transcription regulatory region sequence-specific DNA binding; protein dimerization activity. The record is from RefSeq and is a predicted model, not a curated record. Lineage: Eukaryota; Viridiplantae; Streptophyta; Magnoliopsida; Fabales; Fabaceae. Gene Ontology annotation, biological process: regulation of transcription by RNA polymerase II. Gene Ontology annotation, cellular component: RNA polymerase II transcription regulator complex.